This is a messenger RNA of Scophthalmus maximus (turbot), 1083 nucleotides long. RefSeq lists its product as uncharacterized. NCBI's taxonomy places the organism in Eukaryota, Metazoa, Chordata, Actinopteri, Pleuronectiformes, Scophthalmidae. The record is from RefSeq and is a predicted model, not a curated record. The transcript has 6 exons. Bases 44 to 571 code for a protein of 175 amino acids.
CGAGCUGACAGGGGCUGGGAACAGUCUCGUUCUUGUCUGGAACAUGGGGUUUACUAUCUGGCUGUGUGUGCUGUGCCUGCAGGCGAGCCUGCUGUCGCACGCCCUCGACUGCUCAGGAGCGACUCAGGGAGAGCUGUGUGUCAGUGGACAGACCGCAGACGGACAGUAUGACGAUCAGAAGCAACAGAGGGCGCUGCCCUUAACUGAAGGCCUGGUUUUGUUCAGACGUAGGAGACAGUUGGACCGGAGGGGUCCCACCCACCUGAGUCACUCCAGCCUGCCCGGGGCCGUCUCUGUCAAAGGCUUCCCGAACACUCUCAUCCAGGCUGACAGGUCCAGGCGACACUUGGCUCAAGCUUCGAGUAAGAAAAAGAAGCGUAUAUCACGCGUCGGAUCAUUCUCCCUCCUCAGCAAUGACAAGAAAUCCACCCCCCUACAGGUGACCAGAGCAAGGAGACAGGUGAUUUCCGAGCCAGCCAAGAAGGGGAAGUCAGGUCGUGCUGGGGCUUUCUCUGUCCUGGCAGAUCCACAGACUGAGGAGAAGAACAACAGAGCCAAAAGAAGCAUAUAGAAGACCAGCACUGGGAAAUAAAAUGUUCCCUUUAAUUUUGGAAAAACCUGACAAAGAGUGUGCACAGUAAACAUAAAAGCAAACUGAAUAUCUGUGUGAAAAUCUGACAUUUUGGAUAACAGCUUUGAUGUUUAUUUUGCAAGCUUACAUUUAUCAGUCAAUCUGCUGCACUUAAGGUGCAGAUACUUUUAUACACUAUUUUAAGUUUCUAAUAUAUUCCUGCAUGUCAUCACAAAAGAUUCAAUAGUAAUAUUUUAGUCUGGCAUUUUUGUUGUAACCUAUUUAAUCACAGAUUCCUUUUGAAGAUCGGGGGUAUAUUUUUGCAGAAAUAUUUCUUAUGUUGUUGUAUCAGAUUUGAAAAAGAAAAAGUUCCAUAAAAACAUAUGGUGAACAAAUCUUUAGACAUUAUUGCACUUGUUUUUUAUAGGGAAUCCGCUAGAUCCUUCUCUAUAAAACAGGUUAAUAGUUCUUACACUCUGAACAUCAUUAAGAAAUUAAAUUGUAUAACAGCU